Molecule: messenger RNA, 3472 nt
Organism: Saccoglossus kowalevskii
Lineage: Eukaryota; Metazoa; Hemichordata; Enteropneusta; Harrimaniidae
Product: zonadhesin-like
Molecular function (GO): protein binding; calcium ion binding
Source: RefSeq, a predicted model, not a curated record
GCUUCCUACAUGUGAACCGAUGUGUAGUGAUCCUGGCGCUCCAGAGAAUGGUUAUCAAGUACAGGAAUAUGACUACCCUGUGUUAACUAACACUACAGUGACGUUCGAGUGCAAUGUUGGUUAUGAUAGACACGGCAAAGGUUAUACACAAUGCCAUGAUGGUAUUUGGGAACCCCAGUGGAGAAACAUUUUGUGCAGAGCUUGAGGAGUGUUGCAGUGAUCCUUGUCAAAAUGGCGGAACGUGUAUCGAUGGUAUAGGUAGAUAUGACUGCCUUUGUCCACAAGGAUUUUAUGGUCACAACUGUGAACAAGAAUACAGUGUAUGUUAUGUCUGGGGCGAUCCACAUUAUAUCACAUAUGACGGGGUCAAGUAUGACUUCCAGGGAGACUGUAUUUACAUCUUAUCAGAAAGUGCUACGUAUGAGAUGACGUCAUUUAGAGUCCUGGCAAACAAUGAGGCGUUCCAAGCAGGAGAUGAGACUCUAAGUGUCACACAAGAAUUGAUAGUGAUAGUUUACGGAGAGGAAGUACGGCUUAUGAGAGGAAAACAAGUUACAGUGAACGGGGAGCAGGUUACUCUGCCAUAUAACGUAUCUCCACAGAUUGCAGUGAGGGAUACUGGAAGCUACGUUAGUGUUUUCGUUGAUUUUGGUCUUAUAGUUAGGUGGGAUGGUUACCACCAUGGCGAUGUCAAGGCACCGGGUACAUACAAGGGUAUACUAAGAGGAUUGUGUGGUAACUACAAUGAUGACCCAGAAGACGAUUUUACGGAUAUUGAAGGAAGACUAAUGCCGAUUGAAAUAGAACACGCCCAUCGUGCAGCAAUGUUUGGUAAUACCUGGGUGGCUAACGAAAAAGAAUGUGAUUCCCAUGCAGGUGGUUGUAAUCCGUGUGCCAAGGAUGUAGACAUAGCAACCGAGGCUCAUGAAUUGUGUUCAGUGUUCACAGAUACAAAUGGACCAUUUGCCGUGUGCCACGAUGCCAUUGACCCGGAAGAUUUCUUCUCAGCGUGCAUGUUUGACCUCUGUGCUAAAUUACCAGACAAAAGUGGAUUGUGCAUGAACGCUGAAGUGUACGCACAAGUCUGUCUCGACAUCAGAAUCCCAGUCGACUGGAGACGAGACGACCUAUGUCCUGCUUUGUGCAAAGAUGGUACCGUGUAUACUCAUGCAACGUCGCCUUGUCCCGAUACCUGUAUCGACCAGUCACCACACUACCAAUGUCCCGAUAGACGUUUAGUGGACGGAUGUGUCUGUCAAGAAGGUUUCUUAUUAAACUUGGGCGAAUGUGUUCCAGAUAACCAGUGUCCAUGUGAACAUGGCGGCAAGUAUCUUCAGUUUGAAGAGACUGUAACUUUGGACGAAUGUGACGAAGAUUGCACUUGUCGGAAAGACGGUGUAGUUGAUUGUGUGGCCAUUAGAUGUGACCCCAAUGCAUACUGUGGAGAGAAAAACGGGGAGCAUGGAUGUCAUUGUAACGAUGGCUAUCAAGGAAAUGGCAAACGUUGUAUAGGUCAUCACUGUAACAGCCAGCCUUGUCAAAAUGGUGGAACAUGUCAGGACCACAUCGACCAUUACACCUGUACAUGCGAAAAUGGCUUCACUGGAUCUAAUUGCGAGACAGAACAGAACGAAUGUCAUAGCAGUCCAUGUCAAAAUGGUGGAGCAUGCAUCGACAGAGUUGGUUAUUAUGAAUGCGUGUGCGCAAAUGGUUACUAUGGAGACAAUUGUGAAACGGAUUUGAACGAGUGUGCUAGCAACCCAUGCCAACAUGCCGCAACUUGCAAAGACAACAUUGGCGGAUAUGAAUGCUUCUGUGCCGAUGGAUAUUCUGGGGUGCAUUGCGAGGAAGUAGACGAAGUGGCCACAACAACAAAAACUACAACUAGAGAACCGAAUGCAAUCGUGACCACUUCAGCACACCAGCCAAGUACUGGGGCUAGUGGCACAGAAGUAUGUUAUACAUGCAAGAAUGAAAAGAAUAAUGAAGACUGUAUUGGAGCAAAUAAUAUAGAGACAUGCAAUAUGAAUACACCUCGAUGCGAAACAGAAUUGUGGAACAAACAGGGAGAGAUUUUGAUAUCCAAAGGGUGCAAACAAGAACAGGCAUGUAUUAACGGAGAGCUAAAUAACCCCGGGGAAUGUUCUGAUGGCGCUGUUAGUAACAAAUGUAACUACUGUUGCGAAGGAAACCUCUGUAAUCUUGGUGUACCCGAAGGGCACUGUUUACGCGACGGCGUCGUGUAUCCAAACGGACAUAAUUGGACGAAUGAUGAAACAACGUGUGAAGCGUGUACAUGUCGGAAUAGCGUCAUAGACUGUACAACAGACACUGCCCAAACUAACUUUAAUGGCCACCAAAUCUGUGAGAGUGAGUUUGACUGUCCAUCUGACAGUAAUUGCUUGCCGGUGGACGUAAAUUGCGUUGGCGAUUCUUGUAGCAGUAUUUGUUCCGACAGUAUCCAAGACAGAUCGGCUGAUAACAGACCAUGUGCAGAUCACCGGGACGGUUCAUCGGAUGGAUGCGUUGUUGUAGAUAUUGAUGUUGAUGGGCGAUCAACACAAAGUCAGAAAUACGUGUACCCACGUAAUCAGUUGAACGUGAUUGGCCAGUACAAACUCCAGGUAGAACGUGAUUGGCCUGUACAAACUUCAGGUGCUGUUAUUGCUUCUCAGAUAUGUGACGAGUUUGGAGAGUAUGUUCGAGAUAAUGUAGCAGGCAUUUCGUCGUGCAGUGAUGUGGAUUGCUGGGAAGAUAGUUCAAGACGUCGACGAGAAACACAUUCCAUAUUCCGUGUUGUCAUCGAUGUGGGCAGACAAAUCGAACGCAGUUCUGAAGCCACCCUUGACGUUGUACACAAUAUAGAAUCAACCUUCCAACAAGACAAAGCAGCUGGAACUCUACCCGGCGAGCUCUCUGCUAUCCAACAAGUCACUGUCAUCGUUAACGGCGGUUGGGGUGUAUGGUACGAGAGCACUGAAUGCAGUGAGUCAUGUGGUGGAGGUGUACUUGUAAUCAAAAGAGACUGUUCGAAUCCUAGUCCAGCCAAUGGUGGUUUAGACUGUGUGGGUGAAGACUCACAGCAGAUACCUUGCAACGAACAUGCAUGUUCCGAUGCACUUACUGGUGACCAAGACAAAUCUGAAGAUUCUGGUUCAAUAGAGUGGCUUCUACCGACGAUGAUCACAGUGGCAGCUGUCUCGGUACUCGGCAUCAUAACUAUGAUAACAAUAAGACACCAUCGACGGAACAAGAAGGCUCGUGAAAUCGAACGCAUACAGGCCUUAUCGGCAGAAGCAAGACGUGGCAGCAAUAGAUAUCUUGGAAGACAAGUUAUGGCAGAAACGGCGUGUAAAGCGGAGAGUGGGACAGUGUAUCUCGAAGAUGAGGAUGCUGAGUUCGCUUCGAGGCCAAUCUCAUUUUCCAACCCAUCGUUUCAAUCAAAUAUUGAUUAAUAUGACAUUAUUUUUUU